GAGCCGCCGGGGCGCGUUGGGGUCGGUUGGAGUCCGGGCAUGGCCCGGAGCCGGAGCCGACUGGCUCUACUACUCCCUCAUCUAAUGCUUCUGGGACUGGUGUCCUCUACUCAGAUCGACCCGGACUACCAGUAUUUUGGCCAGCAGGGCACAAGUGAUACCUGGGAGCUGCUGAGGUUGCAGCGAAAAAAGGUAGUGGAAGAUUCCGUCCUAGGCCCGUGGGGAGAGUGGCGUUGUUUCUGCGAUCUGGGCAAACAGGAGCGCAGCCGUCAGGUGCAGGGCACAGCGCCGGUCCCUGUGUUCAUGGACCGGGAGAACCUGGUACAGUUGAGGCCCUGCCGGCAACGGGAUUGUUCGUCUUGCAAACCGGUGGACUGCGACUGGAGGAUCUGAGCAGAGUCACUGAGGGCCUGGUUCCAACAGCAACGGGGCGGAGCUUGCAAAGUGACCCCGCCCACCCCCGACUACAAACCGCGCCCUUAGUGGUAGCUCUCGCGGACUACAAUUCUCAGAAGAGAGCACAGCAG
Molecule: messenger RNA, 527 nt
Organism: Chionomys nivalis (European snow vole)
Lineage: Eukaryota; Metazoa; Chordata; Mammalia; Rodentia; Cricetidae
Gene: Thsd8
Product: thrombospondin type 1 domain containing 8
Exons: 3
Coding region: 40-393 (117 amino acids)
Source: RefSeq, a predicted model, not a curated record